UUGGCUCCCCGGAGGAGGAGGCGGCUUUAGGGGGUGCGUAUUCCUUCCUCGCCCUCCUUCCUCCUCCUCUUCCUUGACCCGGAGCCGCUGAGCACCUCCAUUUGCCGAUCUCCCCGUGCAGAUGUCGACCUACAAGCGGGCGACGUUGGAUGAUGAAGACCCCCUGGACUCCAUCGGCGAAGGCGAUGGGUACCCCAACGGCUUCCAGGGCAGGAUGCUCCCCGGUGCGGCUCAUCGCUCCGUGGCGGAGGAGCGGAACCCAUCGUGCCCACCCCCAGGGCCACCCGCAGUGUGCCUGUCGGAAGCCUGCAUCUCCGUCACCAGCUCCAUCCUCAGCUCGCUGGACCGGGCGGUGAAUCCCUGCGAGGACUUUUUCGGCUACGCUUGCGGGGGCUGGAUCAAGGCUAACCCCCUCCCCGACGGCCACUCGCGCUGGGGCACCUUCAACAACCUCUGGGAGCACAACCAGGCCAUCAUGAAGCAUCUGCUGGAAAACACCACGGCCAACGUGUCGAGCGAGGCGGAGCGCAAGGCGCAGCGCUAUUACCAGGCCUGCAUGAACGAGAGCAAGAUCGAGGAGCUGCGCGCCACCCCCCUCACGGAGCUCAUCCAAAAGCUGGGCGGCUGGAACAUCACGGGUCCCUGGGCAGGGGACAACUUCAACGCGACGCUGCGGGAGGUGACAGCACACUACCGCACCUCGCCCUUCUUCUCCGUCUACGUCAGCGCCGACUCCAAAAACUCCAACAGCAAUGUCAUCCAGGUGGAUCAGUCGGGGUUAGGCCUGCCGUCGCGGGAUUACUAUCUGAACAAGACGGAGAAUGAGAAGGUGCUCGCCGGGUACCUGAACUACAUGGUGCAGCUGGGGAUGUUCCUGGGAGGCACCGACGAGGAGUCGACGCGGCAGCAGAUGCAGCAGAUCUUGGACUUCGAGACGGCAUUGGCCAACAUCACCAUCCCGCAGGAGAAGCACCGGGACGAGGAGGUCAUCUACCAUAAAAUGACAGCUGGAGACCUGAAGGAGCUGGCACCGGCAGUGGACUGGAUGCCCUUCCUCACCACGGUCUUCUACCCCGUGGAGCUCAACGAGUCGGAGCCUGUCGUGGUUUACGCCAAGGAGUACCUGGAACAGGUCUCCGACCUCAUCCUGGCCACGGAUAAAUGUCUCCUCAACAACUACAUGAUCUGGAACCUGGUGCGGAAAACCAGCCCCUUCCUUGACCAGCGCUUCCAGGACGCCGAGGAAAAAUUCAUGGAAGUGAUGUAUGGGACGAAGAAGACCUGCCUCCCGCGCUGGAAGUUUUGCAUCAGCGACACGGACAACAACCUGGGCUUCGCCCUAGGGGCCAUGUUCGUCAAGGCCACCUUCGCCGAGGACAGCAAACAGGUGGCAGAGGAAAUGAUCACAGAGAUUAAAACAGCCUUCGAGGAAAGCCUGGAGACCCUGCAGUGGAUGGACGAAGAGACGAGGAAAUCGGCCAAAGAGAAGGCAGAUGCCAUCUACAACAUGAUCGGCUACCCCAAGUUCAUCAUGGACCCCAAGGAGCUGGAUAAAGUCUUUAAUGACUACGAGGCCGUGUCCGACCUCUACUUUGAGAACGUCAUGCAGUUUUACAACUUCUCGGCCAGGGUCACCGCAGACCAGCUCCGGAAACCGCCAAACCGGGACCAGUGGAGCAUGACGCCUCCGACGGUCAACGCGUACUAUUCUCCCACCAAGAAUGAGAUCGUCUUCCCCGCUGGCAUCCUCCAGGCCCCUUUUUACACUCGUGCAUCUCCCAAGUCACUGAAUUUUGGUGGGAUCGGCGUGGUGGUGGGCCAUGAGUUGACGCACGCCUUCGAUGACCAAGGUCGGGAAUAUGACAAGGAUGGCAACCUGCGUCCCUGGUGGAAGAACUCCUCGGUGGAGGCCUUCAAGCAUCAGACAGCAUGCAUGGUGGAGCAGUAUGGCAACUACACUGUCAACGGCGAGGCCGUCAAUGGCAAGCACACCCUCGGGGAGAACAUCGCUGACAAUGGGGGCCUCAAGGCUGCCUACCGGGCAUAUCAAAACUGGCUGAAAAAGAAUGGGGAUGAGGAAACCCUCCCGACCCUCGGCCUCACCAACCACCAGCUCUUCUUUGUUGGUUUUGCCCAGGUGUGGUGUUCGGUUCGCACGCCGGAGAGCUCGCACGAGGGACUCAUCACCGACCCCCACAGCCCCUCGCGUUUCCGCGUCAUCGGCACCGUCUCCAACUCCCGGGAGUUUGCAGAGCAUUUCAGCUGCCCCCUCGGCUCCCCCAUGAAUCCCCGCAAGAAGUGCGAAGUCUGGUGACGGGCGAGCGCCCGAGGGAACCAGCUGCCGGUUGCUUCGUCCUCUGCCGACGGCUGAAUUUCCCCGGUUCUUUUGAGAGGCUCAAACCACUUCUCUGUGCAACGAACUGCCCAGCUCUCAGCCGGAGCGGCGCCCCGCGUCCCCGGUAUCGUCUGAGGUUCGAUCCACUGUGAAAACCCCUCAUCCCCUCGCUCGUUUGUGAAAUGACUUCAAUUUGGGGGUCUUCUCUUUCUGACUGGGCCACGUGUCGAGGCGCGUGCGUCCAUGGGCACUACCCCGUAUUUACACAGGCAGUGCUCCAGCCUGACCCGCCGCCCCGGCAAAAGCUUCUUCAGAGGCGAUAAAGGGAACGCUGCAGCGCAGGCGGGUUUGGCUGCGUGUCUAAAUACACCUGAUGUACCUUCCUCUCUCCAAAGAUGCGCACAUGAGGAUGGAAAAUAUUUUAAGAUAUAUUU
Pygoscelis adeliae (Adelie penguin) is the source of this 2769-nucleotide messenger RNA. RefSeq names its product endothelin converting enzyme 1 (gene ECE1). Gene Ontology annotation, molecular function: metalloendopeptidase activity. NCBI's taxonomy places the organism in Eukaryota, Metazoa, Chordata, Aves, Sphenisciformes, Spheniscidae. The coding region runs from base 122 to 2314 and encodes 730 amino acids. The record is from RefSeq and is a predicted model, not a curated record. The transcript is spliced from 16 exons. Gene Ontology annotation, cellular component: plasma membrane. Gene Ontology annotation, biological process: peptide hormone processing.